UGCCCCCAAAGGGCCCCUCCUUGGGCCGCGCACCAGAAGUUACUCUUGCCCAGCUGUCACUCUUGCGUGUAGCCUUACGUCUGGCCUGUCCCUCUACAGGAGGAAUAUCCAAAGACAGAGAAUCGUCUGGGGACGAUCUGUUGAUGAUUGUGUGAUUGUUUGGGAGUCUAUUUCUAGUGCUGUCGAUUGUUCGUCCAGCAUUCCCCUGUAGGGGGGCAUGCCUUUCCUAUGCAGCCGAGAGGAGAUCGACUCCGCGGAGCGGUUCGACCCUGCCACGGGGGUGUGGGAGGCGCUGCCGCCCAUGCGCGAGAGGCGCGCCUCGCUCUUCGCGGCGGCCCUCGCGGGCAGGCUCUACGUCUGCGGGGGCCAGCGCGGCGGCGAGGCCCUGCGCUCCUGCGAGCGCUUCGACCCCGCCGCGGGGUGCUGGGAGCGGCUGCCGGACAUGGGGCAGCCGCGUCGGGGUGCUGCGGCGGCGGUGCUGCGUGGGCGGCUGUGCGUCUGCGGAGGCACCCCGGACGACGUGCACGCCGCGUCGGCGGAGUCGCUGGGCCCCGAGGACGGCGCGUGGCGCGCCCUGGAGCCUCUCGCCCAGGGCCGCAGGGAGCCCGCCUCCGCGGUGCUCGACGAGUGCCUCUAUGUCUGCGGCGGCGCCUGCGCCUCUGGAUGCCUCAGGUCCGUCGAGGCAUUCGACUCCCGCGACGGCGCCUGGCGCCAAGUGGCCCCGAUGUCCGUGGAGCGCCGGCACGCGGCCGCUGUCGUGGCGCUCGGCAAGCUGUACGUCUGCGGUGGCGAGGGCGGCCACCGGCACCACCGCUCCGCGGAGCUCUUCGACCCCGCUCGCGGCUUCUGGGAGGCCCUGGCGCCCAUGGCCGUGGCGCGAGCCAGCCCUGCCGCGGCGGUUCUGGACGGGCGCGUCUGCCUGGUCGGCGGCCACAGCGGCGCGGGCUUCAUCAGCGAGGCGGAACGCUUUGACCCCCUGUCUCGGCGUUGGGAGGCCCUUGGCCCGCUCUCCGCCCGCCGCGGCUCCGCCUCCGCGGCGGUGCUGGGCGGGCGGCUGUACAUCGUGGGCGGGCGCGACGGCGCCGAGCUCCGGCGGUCGGUGGAGAGGUUGGACCCUGCGGCCGGCGUGUGGGAGCUCCUGGCGCCCAUGAGGAGCCGGCGCGCCGGCGCCAGUGCCUGUGCCCUGUGGUGUGCCGGCCACGCCGCUGCAGCGCCGGCGGGUGGCCGUCCGCCCGGCGCCGCGUCGUCGGCCGCUGACAGGGGCGCGGGCGUCCAGCGCCAGGGCGGCGUUGACCUCGGCGUGCCCCUGGAGGUGCAGGGCCCGGGGCGCAAAGCCGGUGGCGUGCGGCUGGCCAGUGUUCGCCACCUGCUCCUGGGGAUGCCGCCGUGUCGUUGCUCUCUCUCUCUCUCUCUCUCCCUCGCUGUCUCUCUCUCUCUCUGCCUCUCUGCCUCUCUCUAUCUUUCUCUCUCGCGCUUU
Molecule: messenger RNA, 1477 nt
Organism: Prorocentrum cordatum
Lineage: Eukaryota; Dinophyceae; Prorocentrales; Prorocentraceae
Source: the annotation of a GenBank genome assembly